AUGGCGACUGCACAGGUAGCUGAGCAGACGGGCUCUGAGAGACCUUUCUUUCCUGACGAACCUUUCAAACCACACAUGCGUACUGCAAUUCCCGGUCCGGAGAGUAAGAAGGCCAUCGAGGAUUUAGACAAGGUCUUUGAUACGAGAAGUCUGAACAUGAUGGUCAAUUACCAGAACAGCUUUGGAAAUUACAUUGCCGAUCUGGAUGGGAACGUCUUGCUUGACGUAUAUGCACAAAUCGCUUCAAUACCAGUAGGCUACAGUAACCCGACACUGCUUGCAACCGCAACUUCGCCAGAGAUGGCCAGCGCAAUCAUCAACCGCCCAGCCCUAGGCAAUUUCCCCCAGCACGACUGGGCAGAAAUCCUCCGGACUGGCGUCCUUAAAGUUGCACCAAAAGGUCUUGACCAGGUCUUCACAGCAAUGGCAGGUUCCGACGCCAACGAGGUGGCAUACAAGGCCGCUUUCAUGUGGAAACGCCGCCAAGAACGUGGUGGCGCCGAUGUUGAAUUCUCUGCCGAAGAGAUAUCCUCGGCCAUGAAUAAUAAGUCUCCCGGCUCUCCUCACAUGUCAAUCCUUUCCUUCAAAUCCGCCUUCCAUGGUCGCCUAUUCGGAAGUCUUUCUACUACUCGCAGCAAACCAGUUCACAAGCUCGACAUCCCAGCCUUCGACUGGCCUCAAGCGUCAUUUCCUCUCCUCAAGUACCCUCUUGCGGAGAAUGCAAGUGAGAACGCGGCCGAAGAGGCACGCUGCCUUGCCGAGACCGAAGACCUGAUCAAGACCUUCCACAAUCCUGUUGCAGCUGUAGUAGUCGAGCCUGUCCAGUCCGAAGGCGGAGACAAUCACGCCUCUCCAACAUUCUUCAGGGGCCUUCGCGAAAUCACAAGACGACACGACGUUAUGUUCAUCGUUGACGAGGUACAGACUGGUGUUGGUGCGACGGGGAAGUUCUGGGCGCACGACCAUUGGAACAUGGCCGACCCACCGGAUAUGGUCACGUUUUCGAAGAAAGCUCAAACGGCCGGCUACUACUUCGCAAACCCCGAUCUCCGACCUAAUAAACCAUACCGUCAAUUCAAUACCUGGAUGGGAGAUCCAGCCCGAGCCAUCCUCUUCAGAGCCAUCAUUCAGGAAAUCGAGAGACUCAACCUGGUGGAAUCCACUGCCCAAGUUGGCGAGUACCUCUACUCGGGACUUGAGAGACUGGCGGAGCGCUAUCCCAACGAGAUUCAGAAUCUGCGUGGGAAGGGCCAGGGCACAUUCCUUGCAUGGGACAGCCCUAGGAGGGAUAACACUUUGAAGAGGGCGAAGGGGUUGGGAAUUAACAUUGGAGGCAGCGGAGAGAGGGCCGUCAGGUUGAGGCCAAUGUUGGUUUUCCAAAAGCAUCAUGCGGACAUCCUCCUUGAGGCGACUGAAAAGCUGGUUUCGACAUGA
Messenger RNA from Letharia columbiana, 1434 nucleotides. RefSeq lists its product as uncharacterized. Gene Ontology annotation, biological process: GABA catabolic process. Gene Ontology annotation, cellular component: mitochondrion. The record is from RefSeq and is a predicted model, not a curated record. The transcript has 2 exons. Gene Ontology annotation, molecular function: pyridoxal phosphate binding. NCBI's taxonomy places the organism in Eukaryota, Fungi, Ascomycota, Lecanoromycetes, Lecanorales, Parmeliaceae. Bases 1 to 1434 code for a protein of 477 amino acids.